AUGUUUGGAUCUACUUUAGGACAGCAGCAACAGCAACAACAAAAGAUAGAGGUUGCCAAUCCACCAAGCGAUGGAAUAACAUCAUUGAAAUUCUCAUCGAAAAACAACUAUCUCACAGCGGGUUCAUGGGAUAAGCAACUUCGUGUCUGGGAAGUCACAAACCAACCACAAGCCGCAAUGAAAGCAAUGAUAAACUAUGAAGCACCAAUUCUCUGUACUGAUUGGUCACCCGAUUGUUUCAAAAUCUAUGCAGGUGGAUGUGAUAAUAAAGCAAAGGUUUGGGAUUUACAAUCGAAUACAUUGACACAGGUUGCACAACACAAUGCACCGAUCAAAGAGUUGUUCUGGAUCGAAGAGAGCAAGGUGUUGGUGACAGGAAGUUGGGAUAAGACUCUCAAGUAUUGGGAUUUGCGAUCACCACAACCCGUACUGUCGGUCGAUCUUCCCGAACGUGUAUAUGCACUCGAUGUGUUGCAUCCACUGCUGGUGGUAGGCACAGCCGACCGCAAAGUUAAAGUGUACAACCUCAGCUCGCCAGGCGUAGAAUUCAGCACAAUCGAACCACCCCUCAAAUUCCAGACACGUUGUGUCUCUUGCUUCCCGGAUCGUACCGGUUUCGCCAUGGGUUCAAUCGAAGGAAGAGUUGCAAUUCAAUAUAUUACCGAUGAUAAACAAUCAGAAGAAUCAACGCCAGGUACAGAAGGUGAUAAUGCAUACAGUGUCAAUAGUAUUGCAUUCGCACAGCCCUAUGGAACAUUCGCCACAGCAGGUUCAGAUGGAACAUUCAACUUUUGGGACAAGGAGAAUAAGAAUCGUUUGAAACAGUUUCCAAAACUCAACAAUACAAUUUCAGCAGCUUGUUUUAAUCCAGAGGCUACUUUAUAUGCUUAUGCACUUUCUUAUGAUUGGUCAAAGGGUGUCAAUGGAUAUGAUCAAAACAGUACAAAUACAAUUCAAAUUCAAGUGGUACAGGAAGCAGAUAUCAAAGGAAGAGGAAAGAAUCCAAAGAAAGCAGCACGAUAG
Messenger RNA from Heterostelium album PN500, 1023 nucleotides. RefSeq names its product WD40 repeat-containing protein (gene rae1). Lineage: Eukaryota; Evosea; Eumycetozoa; Acytosteliales; Acytosteliaceae. The record is from RefSeq and is a predicted model, not a curated record. The coding region runs from base 1 to 1023 and encodes 340 amino acids. The transcript is spliced from 4 exons. Gene Ontology annotation, cellular component: nuclear pore. Gene Ontology annotation, biological process: transcription-dependent tethering of RNA polymerase II gene DNA at nuclear periphery; RNA export from nucleus. Gene Ontology annotation, molecular function: ubiquitin binding; RNA binding.